AAAGAUUAAACAAUAUAGCAUCAUUUAUUAUCCUAAGCAUCGAAAUUCAUAGACAAACACAAGCAUGAUAUGAAAUCAUGGCAUUCAUUUACAUAAUAAUAAUAAACAAGAUCACAUUCAAAUACAAUCAAUUUCGACUAGCUACAUAGAGGAGAAGGAAGGUACCAUCAUUGAUGUUAACAACAUCUUCUUGGCCGCAGCCCGCAGACCCCCUUACUUCGACUAGACUAUGCACUCUUGUAGAGUGUUACAGAGAUUUAUGUGUUUGUGCGGCCUUACUUUCACAAUGGAGUCAUGCCCUCUAUUUAUAGGGGAGAAUCUUGUCUAAAACAACAGAUGCCAACUAGUAAAAGCCUCCUAAUUCUAGUAGGUUUAGAGAAAUUCGUCAACAAGGGAAAGGUAAGGUGACGGUAGUAAGUCGGUUGGGCCCGCCGCUCUGAUUCUUCAUGAUUUGGGCUUCUUGAUCAUGAAAUUAGAUUGUAUAUCUUCUUUGUAUUAGUUGAAUUUUUUAUGCAUAGAUGGAACGAGGCUACAAAAUAAUUAUAUAUUUCGAGAAAAAAUUGUUUGUUUCACUCGUUACCAUCCUGGUACCAUCCUGGCACCACUCUGUAUCACCUUCAUUUUAAUCAAAGACAGAAGAAAACAAAAUUGCACAAAAUAACAAAGUUCAUAGUGAUCUAUUUUGAUUUAUAAGUUUAGGAAAAAAAAUAUUUCGGACCAAAUAUACCACCAAUCAUACCAUCCUAAUAUAUGUUGUAAAUGGUGAUAGAUCGUGGUAAAAAAGUGAUACAUGAUGGUUAAUAUACUUUUAUUAUAAUAUAUACGUACAAUUGAUCUACACUAUAACAUGUUCAUACUAACAUUAUACUUUACAUACUGAAGUGAAUGCCAAAGUCUGUAUUUCUUAUUACUGAAAUUACAAUAUUUAUACAACCGUCAAAGUUGUUAAAACAAGGACUGUUUCUAAGAAAUGAAAAGAUUUCAGAAAAAACAAAACAAAACAAAGUGGAGAAUCAAUUCCCCAUCCGAAAGUUCAGGGGAGGAGCCUUCCUAUAGGACACCACCAUCUAUAAUCUUAUAUAUUAUCAAACAUUACCACCAUGAUAUAUAUCGUUAAUAAACACCUCGAAAUUUUUCGUUCCCAAAUAUAUAAAAGUGAAUGUCAUUUUCACAUGUUAUUUGGGUAAAAAAAUCAUUUAUCAAUAAAUAUAUAAAGCAACAAACUCAUUUAACAAAAACAUCCAAAAUAAAAGAGAUAUAGUCUGUUUAAUUUAAUGGGAAAAAAAGUUAAAAAAAAUAAGCACAAUCAUCGUACGUCUCCCAAUUAGCCCUUCACCCCCGAUAGGCUGAUAUGGACACUAGGGCAUGAGCCCACGAACUAUCUCCUAUAUAUAUAGUCACACCAUAAAUCUAGAAUCGCAAACCAUUAUAAAACCUAGCCUAAAAAACCCUAAAAACACACCCGCCGAUUAGGGUUUUAAAGAUCUCUACAAUCAUGGCGGAGGUGGAAACAACGGAGAUGGCGGCGGCGACAGCUGAGGCGGCGGGGAAGAAGAACAGGACGUUCAAGAAGUUCAGCUUCCGCGGCGUGGAUCUGGACGCCCUCCUCGACAUGUCCACCGACGACCUCGUCGGACUCUUCACCGCCCGGGCCCGGAGGAGGUUCCAGCGUGGGCUGACGAGGAAGCCCAUGGCGCUGAUCAAGAAGCUGAGGAAGGCGAAGAGGGAGGCGCCAGCCGGUGAGAAGCCACAGCCGGUGAGGACACACCUCAGGGACAUGAUCAUCGUCCCGGAGAUGAUCGGGAGCGUGAUCGCCGUCUACAAUGGCAAGACGUUCAUCCAGAUGGAGAUCAAGCCGGAGAUGAUCGGUCACUACUUGGCCGAGUUUUCCAUCUCUUAUAAGCCUGUGAAGCAUGGGAGGCCUGGAAUCAGUGCUACUCGCUCUUCCAGGUUCAUCCCUCUCAAGUGAUCAGCCGGUUUUUUUUUUUGGAUUCUCAAGUGAUGGGUGGAUUUUGUUUGCUUUUGGUAAAUUUGUGGUGGGAUUUUGGAUGUUUUUGUUGUUGAAUUACUUCCCUUUUGUGAUGUUAUGACAUGGUUUUCUCACUACUAGUUUUGUUUGUUGCAUUUUGUGGCGAUUCCAACUAGUAAUCAGCAUGUUUUGUCGAGUGAAGCUACUCACUCUUUAGUGGGAGCUUUUUAGGAGGAAGUUAGUCUACUCUAUGUAUUUUUUUUCGCUUGUUUUGUGUCCAUUCUCCUUUGAGAUUUAACCGAAAUUUCCAUUUAGUGGCAAAAAAAUCUUUCAUUGGUAGUUUAAAUGAACACGAACCAUCGUGUGUGAUUCUUAUUUUUCUUGUAAUAUGGUCCUACCAUUUCCAACCUUCUUGGUUUAUCUUGAAAAACAAAUUAGAAUAAAAAUACAAGUGAAAUUCAUUUUAGUUCGAAUAAAUAACCAUGUCAACUAUGAAAUUCAUAUAAAAAAGGAUAAUUAUCCAAGAAGUUGUGAAUAUUAUGGAUAAGUAUCCAAGUAUUCCUUAUGUCAUUUUAUAAUUUCUUUAGAAGAGGCAUAAUUACAUUUUUCAUUAUGGUUUUAUUUAUGUGAUUGAGGUUUUAUAUUAGCUUGGAAGGAGAUGCCAAGGGGUUAUUUUUAUUUGGCGAGACUUUUCUUCAAUGAGACAUUUGGGUCCAAAUGUCUUAUUUCAAAAAACAAGAACUUUGAUAUAAGACAUUCGAAUUAAGGAGCCAUUUUGGGUUAAAAAUUACAAAUUUAGGCCCAACUCUCUUCUCCUUUCCAAUAGCAAACCCUAAUCCAGUCGUACAAUCUUUCGUUGUCGCGUGCAAUGGCAACAAUAUCAAAAUCAUCUACUUCUUCUCCUUCCUCUUAUUCAGAACCACUCAAUGUCUCCUUCUAUGUCGUUGGAGAGGAAGCAACUGGCCUUGACCGUGGAAUCUAUCAUGAGCUCUAUUGUGGAAUUCAUACAAGUGAUAAUCAUAUCCUAGAUGUGCAUAUGGUCGUACUCCUUGAGGUCUUCUAAUGCAUAACUACUCACACUAAUUAACCAUCAACACAUACACGAAAUCAUAAGGACAUUUAUGGGUUUUCAUUAGGAGACAAACAAUGCAAGAAGAGUAAAGUUGUUUAGGGAUUUUCGAUUUAUAGCUUCAUAAAAGGAAAGGUACGUUAUUGUAAAAGGUAGUGAACUUGAAGAUGACCAUGUAAACUUGGGCUCAUUCAUAUCAUGUAUCAGUGGUUCAUCUAUUGUGACACCCUAUCCCUUCCUCUAAGGAUACUAUCUACUUGUGUAUCAGUGCAUGCACCUCUUGAGAUAGAGAUUUAACUAGCAAAUGCAUGUUUUUGUUUCAUGUCAUUACCUAAUGAAGAACAAGGAAGUUAGGAUAACAUAUACUUAAUUGUGGGCUUCUACGAACCAUAACAAUAUUCUAUAGCAUCGAUGAUCUAAUAAUCAAGCAUUGAUACUACUCGAAGCAUAGAUGGGUGAUUAAUCAUCUCAUACUCGUCUAGCGUCAAUGGGUAUCCCUAUAAGGUAAUUUCUUGACAAUCUAGAUAAUACUAAGUACAAUGCGUAUAGUAGCAUACAAUAGAAUCAUAAGCAUCGAUGGUGUUAAAAGUAUUCAUACUACAGAAACAUCACUGACCAUUAUAAGCAUACAAAAUUAAACAAUAUAGCAUCAUUGAUUAUCUUAGGCAUCAUGAUAUGAAUUCAUGGCAUUCAUUCACAUAAUAAUAAACAAAACCACAUUCAAAUACAAUCAAUUUCGACUA
Messenger RNA from Linum trigynum, 3781 nucleotides. The record is from the annotation of a GenBank genome assembly. Lineage: Eukaryota; Viridiplantae; Streptophyta; Magnoliopsida; Malpighiales; Linaceae.